UAAGCAAGUUGUUUAUAAACCGCCAUUUUGAAAAGUCUUUCUUUGUUUCCAACAGCAUUGUGUAAGGAUUUUAAGCACAAAAAGUAAUGAUAAAAAUUAAAUAACAAGAGAAACAGUUGCAUCCAAGCGAAACAUGAGCUUGUCACUCAGGUCAGAAUUUUCCCUUGACAAGGGCAAACGGAGGAAGAGGAGGGAACUUGGAGAAGAACAGAAACAAGAGAUCAAAGAGGCUUUUGAUUUGUUUGAUACUGACAAAGACAGAGCAAUUGACUAUCAUGAAUUAAAGGUUGCAAUGCGAGCAUUGGGAUUUGAUGUGAAGAAAGCAGAUGUCCUGAAAGUACUCAGGGACUAUGACAGGGAGGGAACUGGAAAAAUCACAUUUGAUGACUUUAAUGAAGUCAUGACAGAUAUGAUGCUGGAGAGAGAUCCCAAUGAGGAAGUAUUUAAAGCAUUCAAACUUUUUGAUGAUGAUGACACAGGAAAAAUUAGCAUCAGGAAUCUCAGAAGGGUGGCAAGGGAACUUGGAGAAAAUAUGACAGAUGAAGAAUUAAGAGCCAUGAUAGAUGAAUUUGACAGAGAUGGUGAUGGGGAGAUCAAUGAAGAUGAAUUCCAGGCCAUUAUGACGGGAGAUACGUAGUGGAUGUAGGACAUUAAUAGACAUCAUUUGGUAUGGAUAUUAGCCAUGGAUAUCAUUAGAUUUGUGCAUGCUGUUGAAUGAUUGUUCAUUGCAAAUAUGUGGACUGAAUCAGAAUUGAUUUAAUAAUGAAGAUGAUGGAUUUUGAUCUCAUUCUUGUCCUUUGAUGACAAGUGUUGCAGACUUUAAAAAAAUCAAUAAACUGAGCCUUAUAAAGAUAUCAACAUAGAUUUUCAAUAGUAUACACUUUCAUCUUUUUUUUUUUUCACACUGACUUGAUCUGUUAUUGAAAUGACAAAGAUUCCCUUAGCAAUGAUUUUGUACUUGAAUU
Molecule: messenger RNA, 965 nt
Organism: Lingula anatina
Lineage: Eukaryota; Metazoa; Brachiopoda; Lingulata; Lingulida; Lingulidae
Product: centrin-3
Cellular component (GO): myosin II complex
Molecular function (GO): calcium ion binding
Source: RefSeq, a predicted model, not a curated record